Molecule: messenger RNA, 4227 nt
Organism: Penicillium arizonense
Lineage: Eukaryota; Fungi; Ascomycota; Eurotiomycetes; Eurotiales; Aspergillaceae
Product: Mtc5p
Exons: 2
Coding region: 1-4227 (1408 amino acids)
Molecular function (GO): protein binding
Source: RefSeq, a predicted model, not a curated record
AUGUCGAGCUCAAUGGAACCGAAGCCCCUCACGUCGGCCUUUGAGAGCCCGACAUUCGAUGAGGACAGCUCGUUCCAUGUAGAGCAGCCCGUGGGGGCAAUGUCAAUAUCCCCUUGUGGCAGAGACGUCGUCCUAGCAUCCAAGGAGGGUCUACAUGUCAUUGACCUGGACUCACCUUAUUCUCCGCCACGACAUCUCCCUCACCACACACCAUGGGAAGUGGCCGAUGUGCAAUGGUCGCCAUUUGCAGCACGCGACCAGUGGGUUGUUAGUACCUCCAAUCAGAAGGCCUUGGUCUGGAACUUGGCAAUGAAGACGUGGCAGAACUCCAUUGAGAUUGUACUCCACGCCCACUCGCGCGCUAUCACCGAUAUAAACUUCUCAGCUUUUCAUCCGGAUCUUCUCGCGACUUGUGCCGUGGACAGCUUCGUCCACUGCUGGGAUUUGCGCAGUCCUGCGCGUCCCGCCAUCUCUUUCUCCGAUUGGUUUACUGGUGCAACCCAGGUCAAAUGGAACCGACAGGACCCUCAUGUUAUUGCAAGUUCCCAUGACCGGUUUCUUCGGAUCUGGGAUGACCGCAUGGGCGCGUACCCAAUCAAAUCCAUUGAAGCUCAUAACACUAAGAUUUACGGAGUCGAUUGGAAUCGUGUCCGGCGUGGCGCGCUAGUGACAUGCUCCCUUGAUAAGACUAUCAAGUUCUGGGAUUACACUUCCGAAUCAGAUGUUCCCGAGAAGCAGAUUCAUACUUCAUUCCCCGUAUGGCGUGCACGAAAUACGCCAUUCGGAUGGGGUGUACUUGCAAUGCCGCAGAGAGGCAAUAAUGAUCUACAUCUUUAUAGUCGGCGAGCUGAGGAUGGUUCAAAUCGAGAGGCUGACCUACCUCUAGCGUAUAGCUUCCCCGGACACAAGGGACAAGUUAAAGAGUUCCUCUGGAGACCGCGUGGAGGGGUGGUAGAUGGUAUUGACCACCGUGACUUCCAACUUGUGACGUGGGGAACAGACAGGGAGCUUCGGUUACACAGAGUUGACCCUGAAAUCCUACAGCGCGUGGGCUACGAAAAGGGAAAGUCCUUUAUUUCGACUCGGACAGUCACACGACUCGGUGCCGUAUAUCGCAGUUUUCGUGAUGUGAAUUCAGAAUUGGAAUUCGACGAUAUUGACACAGCUUCCUCGAUUGGAGCCCAGAAUCAGAAUCAAUCGACAAGUUCUGGAAUGAACGCUAUAUCAGUUCCCCACUCCCGUGGUUGGAUCAAAGGAGGUCAAGUUGAUCGAGUUGGCAUGCUGCCCAGAUCAAAUUUGAGAGCUGAUACCAAUCCAAUUGCUUGGAUGCGUGGUGUCAAGAUCUCGGGGUGGGAUAUUGAGACACUAGGAGACGAAAUCAGCCACGUAGGUGAAAAGUUCACCAAGGUGGCAUUCGACUCGGUUGAUGUCAGACAACGAAAGAUUACAAUUUCUCUCAAUGGGCCUUGGGGCGCUGACGGCGCCUCUUUGUUCUUGAAAGUGGAUAUCAAGUUUCCGGUUAGCUAUCCAAAGUCUGCCAUCCCGACAUUUGCGCUCCAAAAGACAGCGGCCGUCACCGAUGCAUGGGCUGCAAAAAUGACUGCUGAAUUGCGAACAAUCGCUGAGACCUACAUGUCCCGGAGCCGAGGGUGCCUGGAAGGCACAGUGCGUUAUCUUCUGGGCGAGAGCAGCCUGGAGGAAAGCAUUGCGUGGAUCCUUGGUGAAACGGGCGACAACGUCAAGUCUCCUGUCAAUGGUGAAUUGGAAGGCGAAUCUAGUGACGAGGAUGAAGUCGGCAUGACCCAAAGCCAAGAGCUGGGCAUGAGCUCAGAGCUUCUUCGCCCCGUUAAUGCUAAUGUCAUGGUCCCUGUAGCCAAAGCCUGCGGUGCGCUGUGGGCAAACGAUGGCCGGCUUGUGUGCUUCUUCCCACCGAAGAAGGAUAAAUCGUCGGAGCUCUUCGAGACCAUGGGCUUCAAAGAGAUGAGCAGGUGGUCUCGCGGGGACAAGGUUUUCGAAAAUUUCGGCCGUCUACAAACCCACUCUCCCGGCCCACGUGGUGGAAUGGGCACAAUAGCUAGCACAGAUGAUGGUGCAUCAUCCGACUCGGAAGAUUCAUACUCCGAGACAUCAAGCUCGUCAGGCUCGUCUGAUAUGCUUUCAGGGUUGCCAACACGUUUCCCGGCACCCCAGACAUGGCGCAGUGCUGGCAGCUACGGCAUGCAUCGGCCACGAUCAACAGAUAACUCGCAGCGAUCAACCGGAGGUGGAGCGACAGUCAAAUCAGACGCGCCUCAGAAUAUCAUAUCUAUCCAUGACUUGAGUGAUCUGUUACCAGUCAAGCGGGAGUUGGCUAGUCAAUAUAGCAUUUGUGGGAAGGGACCAGAGGUAUGUGCCCACAAUGCGGCUGUCGCCCUUGACGCUGGCUGCUAUGAAUUGGCCCAGAUCUGGGGUUUGAUCAAGUUGAUCCUGCAUGUUCGAAAGUACCCUGGCUCUUUGCCUGAGUCGGGGUUGUUGCAACGGCGUAUGCAGAGCAAAGGGAGUGGGCUAGGUGGUAUCGGAAAAGAUGGUCUCUAUAUAGACUUGACUGGUAGUAUCAUUCGCUGGGGAGAUCACCCCCUUGGCAGCCACUGGCUUGUCCCUGCUCUCUUCGAGCAUUUCGAGCGCAUCGGCGACGUGCAGAUGGUGGCGAUGCUCUCCUGUGUGUUGCUCGAAGCAAACCAAGAAGGCAAUUUGGAAAAGCAAAAUAAGAAACCCGGACAGCAGGCUUUCUCAUUGGAUUUUUCUGUCGCAUCGACGGUUCAACCAAAGCUGCCAGCUGUGACACCUGCUUCAUCUGUUCCAAAAGAUGUCCAGGCCAUGUCUGUUUCCCAGACAUCGGCACGUUCUUCUGGUGAAAUACGGCGUCUUGACUCCACACCACCACAUUCAACGGGCACCACGCCUCCAUUCAUGUCCCGCCCUCGCGGCAUUGCCGCUGACAGGAAGCCCUUGAGUCAGAAUAUGUCCAUUGCUGCAUCACCUGAUCAGCAAUCGCAGCCACGGAGCGGAUCCGGAUUUGGAUCGGUGCUGGCAUCGUCAUUGUCUCGCUCCUUCACCUUUGGACCAUCAUCCGCAUCCCCACCGACGAGCAGACUGGACAAGAAGAAACCAACUCCCCAGGAAAGUCCGAGUGUGGCGACAACAGGACAAGUCUCGGAGGUCCAGUCAGACAAUGAAAGCGACGAACCGCUUAAUCACAACCCACCGGCAAGAUUCAAGGUCACUAUGAAAAACCAAAGCGCAUUCGAAAGCGACGGAUCAACACAAGACGCACUUCUCGACGAAAAGAAAGAGCCCCUCUACCGGGCAUACCGCGCCGCAUACGCCGACCUGCUCUCAAUCUGGGACCUACCAGUCCAACAAAGCGAAGUCAUGAAGAUCGGAACAGUGACCGAACGAGCAGACGACAUGAACGCCAGCCAUUACUGGAAUAGCACUACCGAGACCGAAACGUCAUUGCAAGACCCGCCGGGUCCAAUUACCCAAACCCUCGAUUUCCAGCGCCAUUGCACUAGCUGCGGUCAUGCGCUCCGGAUUUCCAUUUUUAAUAAACACCCCAUGGCCCCUGACACCCCUUCCAAACGCCAGCGCAAAUCAUCUGCUCAGCGAUGCCCGAAUUGCAAACCGCGCCAGCCUCUACCUACCAAAUUACCCUGUGUUAUUUGUCGCGAGGUUGUAGACGGUAUGCUAAUACCCUGUCUCGGUUGCGGGCAUGUCAGCUGCUUCGACUGCCACCAAGAAUGGUUCCUCCGACCAGGCGAUAAAUUCGACGGUUCAUCUAAUCAAGACCUUAAAUCUCUCCCGUCUUGUCCAACAGGAUGUGGCUGCCAAUGCUCUGAGCAUAUGGUCGUCAAUGUCCCCAUGCCUUCGUGGGAAACACCUUCACCCUCUCCCAAUCCUAAUCUUCAUCCCGGGGAUAAUGCAUCGCCUAGUGGGCAUGCUCAUCAGAAACAUUCUCGUCGUCGGCAAUCUGAGCCUGCUUUUGCUGACCCGCCCAGGAGAGAGCUGCUCAAGUCUCGGGCUGGAACUGGUCAGCUUGAAGACGAGUUGGAUCUGUGGCAGGAGACUUCGCCUUUUGCUUCGCUGGCGCGGGGUCUUGGGGGCGGUUUGAGUCGCGGAUUGCGGACUAAGGAGGAGCGCAAGAAGAAUAAGGCUGUUGCCAUGGCUCCGAAUGUGAAGCGUUCUUGA